AUGUCCAAGCGGGUCCGCCAGGAGGCGCUGUUGACGCUGGAUUCGGAGAGACCGUUCCCCGGGAUGGAUCGGGUGAUGGAGAGUUGCCCGUGGCCUGUGGCACACCUCGACCCGUGGCACCCAGGGCACAACAGCAGCCACGCGGCUGUCAUUGGCAGAGGGCAGGCUCUGCGCUUGGAGCACUCCGCAACUUUUCAUUCCUUGCUGAUUCAGGAAGGAGGGAUCCUAGUGUUUGCAGAUGACCCAGAGCAGCCCAUCACCUUAAGAGCUCGCAGCAUCCUUCUGGAGGAUGGCGGGGCGCUGUAUGUCGGCUCCCAGGAUUGCCCGUACCGCUCUAAGGCUGUCAUUUCUCUGUAUGGGAAAGCCACAGAAGGAGCCGACAUGGCAGGCUAUGGCAAAAAGUUCCUGGGCGUGGGCAGAGGCGGCAUCCUGGAGUUGCAUGGCAGAAAGCCUCGGUCCUGGACGCUUCUGGCAAAAACCCUGCACCCAGGCGGGCUCCGGUAUGGACGGUACACCUCUGAGAAGCGCUGGAGCAGCCGUGGCCUCAAUAUUCGAAUCGUGGAUGCUGGCAAUGCCCAAGUGGUGGCUACUGAUCGCUUUGACACCCACCUCCUUGUAGACGAAAGCCGGCGAUUGAGGGAAUUCCUUGCCCGUCAGCCCCUGGGCAGCGUGGUGGCCGUGGCGGUGGGGGAUUCCGCAGCUAAGAGUUUAACCCUGGAGACCCGACACUUUCUCAAGAACGUGCUACACAGCAAAUUCAUCCUGCAUCUGCAAUACAGACAGCCCUGGGCUCUGGUUGGUGUCCUUGGAGGUGACACAUCUUCUACCGCAGAAGACACCGAGCCAUCUCCAGGGAAUGGAACGACAAGGCUGGCCACAGCAAUGAAAGACUGUAAGACCUACGAUGGCGUCAGCUUUAGAAUCACUGCUUACAGCGGCUGGAUCAAAGGAGUGCCCCAUCAUGGAUUUAAAGUGGAAGUAUCUGAAGGCAUAGUUUUGGAUUUGGUGGAUGAAGUGACGAGUUGGCUACCCGGAGAUGAAGUUGUAGUUGCCAGCACUGACUACUCCAUGCAUCAAGCCGAAGAGUUUCGCUUGCUCCCUUGCCCCGAAUGUCAGAGUAACCAAGUGAAGAUUGACGGUAAUCCACUUUACCUUCAUAUGGGUGAGAUUGUCGACGGUGUAGACAUGAGAGCGGAGGUUGGCCUGUUGACCAGAAAUAUACUGAUCCAAGGAGAAAUGGAGGAUUCUUGUUAUGGGCCAAACUACUGCCAGUUUUUCAGCUUUGAUACAUUUGGAGGGCAGAUUAAAAUCCAAAAGAAUUUCACUUCUGUCCACAUGGCGGGGGUGGAGUUGAAAAACAUGGGCCAGCAAAUCCUGGGCAGCUACCCCGUGCAUUUCCAUCUGACUGGAGAUGUGGAUGAGAGAGGAGGCUAUCAGCCGCCGUCUUACCUGGACAACCUGGCGAUCCAUCACUGCUUCUCGAGGUGUGUUGCCAUCCAUGGAGCCAAUGGCCUUUUGGUGAAAGAUACUGUUGGCUACGACACCCUGGGGCACUGUUUUUUCCUUGAGGACGGGACGGAGCAGCGGAACACGUUUCGUCACAACCUGGGACUCCUCACCAAGGCAGGCACCAUCUUGCCGACGGACCGCAAUGAAGCCAUGUGUCUUGCCAUGCGCGAGAACGUCUACAGGGGCUAUGUCCCCAUACCCAGCACGGACUGCAUGGCUGUCAGCUCCUUCUGGAUUGCUAACCCCAAUAAUAAUCUGAUAGAGAAUGCAGCUGCCGGUGCUCAGGAUGUUGGAAUAUGGUAUAUCUUCCACCGGGUUCCCACUGGACAGUCUAGGGGACAGUAUCCAGCUGGGCAGUCUGAACUGACUCCUCUGGGCACAUUUUACAACAACAGAGUUCAUUCCAACUUUAAGGCCGGCUUGUUUAUUGGGAAAGGAGUCAAGCCGUCGAAAGCCAGCGCUGAAAAUCCCCGAGAAUAUCUGACGGUGGAUCAUGCCAGGUUCCGCCCGCACCAGGACGCUGACCCCGGAAAGCCACGGGUUCCUGCUGUAAUUGAUGGCCUGGUUGCUUUCAAAAACAACGACCACGGAGCCUGGGCCAGGGGCGGGGAUAUUGUCUUCCGCAACUGCGGUUUUGCAGACAACGGGAUUGGACUCACUCUAGCUAGUGAUGGAACUUUCCCCAUCGAUGAGGGCUGCAGCCUGGAAGUGACUCAUUCCAUCUUUGUGGGUGAAAGCAACAAUCUUGGUUCCCAAGGAGGACAGAACAGCUACUGGGGGAGAGGAGCCAAUGGAGAAUACAGGACACUGCCCAGAAACAAGAGUUUUCCGAUCCGGGGCUUCCAGAUCUAUGACGGUCCUGUCCGGCUGACGAAAUGCACUUUUCGAAAGUUCACCCCCACCGCCGACAGGCACGUGAGCGCCAUUGGCUUCUUCAUGAAGAACGCUUGGCAGAUAAGCCCUCAGAACAACGUGUCGCUGGUCAGAAUGGAGAGAAGUGUUGGGCUGAAGGUGUUUUUGGGCCUGCCAGGCCAGUGGUUUGGAGACAACAAUUAUGACGGCGACAAAGCCUCUAUCUUCCAUGAUUUGGAUGGUUCCGUGACGGGGUAUCCAGACACCUUUGUCGGCAGGGCAGACAACUAUCUGAUUCGGCAUCCUGGCUGCCUUAUCAUCCCGAGGUGGAAUGGAAUGAUAUGCGCUGGGAAAUAUGCACAGCUCUAUAUUCAAGCCAGGCGUCCUGAGAAUCUGACCUUAUCAAUUGCCAGAGCCGCGUACCAUUCUCAUCCUCUGAGGCUCCAGGGAGUGAACCGAGGGGUAUCGUACCAGCAGUACCAGCCAGUGGUGAUGCUGGAGCAGGCCUACACUGUCCAGUGGGAUGGCAGAGCACCCGAAGACGUCAUCCUUUAUCCAGUCAACUUCAAUAGGGGAGACUGGAUGCAUAUUGCCUUGUGCUACCCGAAGGGAACGGUGUUCACGGUUGUGGGAGACAUUUACCAGCGGCAGACGGGGAAAGCGCACAGCGUAACGCGCUAUGUGGCAGCCGCUUCCUACCACAGCGUGUUGAGCAGGAUGGAUGAACGGCUCUUUUAUUUCGACAAUGCCUCAGGGUAUCUCUUUCUCCACCUCCAAGCACGCGAAGUUCGGAAGGGACAUAGCUACUGCUCUCAACGUGGCUGCGAACGCCUUAAAAUAACAGCCCUGAUGUCCUCUGGACUCCCCUGGAGUUGCGGCUUGAAUCCUUUUUCGGAAAAAGACGCUGGAUGGAAAACUUCCCGGCCCCCGGCGAUUCAACGGCGGGCUGUGCCUUGCAGUCAGUGUGGUGCUCCUUGGGUUGCCGUCACUAGUACGCCAUCAGUUAGAUACGUCCGGAUCCAGAUUCAGUCUGUAAGGAGAGCAGAUGUGGAGAACUACUCAAGAUUGGCUUUCAUUAAGGUCAACGAGGAUAUCUUCUUGUUCCACCAACGGGGGAUACUCUUCCUGGUUCUAGAUGCGUGCUCGGGCGCGAUCGUGAGCAGGCGGCACUUUGAUGCCACCGCAAAGGUGGCCGGCGCGGUCGCCGGUUACAUUGAAACAGCCAUAAAAGAGAGAUCAAUUGUUCUCGUGUGCACUAGAGAUAUUGCAGGAGCAGCAGGAGUCCCCGAGAUAGCAGCAGUUACACAGUUAGGUUCUGCAAAGCCCAUUGCCUUCCACAGGAAAGGUAGCUUUGCUAUGCUUGGAUAUAAAGGAACCCCCAAACCUUCUUGGAUUAAAAUCCACAACCAAGCCGCUGAUCGAAAAUCCGCUUCUCUCCAAUAUUACGUGCCACUGAUGUUGCGAGAGUACCAGUGCUCAGCUUGAUGCACCAAAACGUUAAAACUGUGUUGGAACGACAGAGACAACUCCUCAACGGCCUUAAAACUCACACAACUGGAUCUGCUGGGUCCGUUGGCCUUCCUUGCAAGCAGACAGCAGUCCUCUGAUGUUCUUGUUUUUACAAGCUUUGACCAGGAAGUGCUU
Elgaria multicarinata webbii is the source of this 4005-nucleotide messenger RNA. RefSeq names its product inactive cell surface hyaluronidase CEMIP2-like. Bases 1 to 3846 code for a protein of 1281 amino acids. The transcript has 23 exons. NCBI's taxonomy places the organism in Eukaryota, Metazoa, Chordata, Lepidosauria, Squamata, Anguidae. The record is from RefSeq and is a predicted model, not a curated record.